CUUUGCUAUUUUUUUUUUUUGACGUUUCUGGUGAAAGUACGGGAGACAGAAUGAUGAUUUCUGCCCCGCAUCCACGCAUUUAUUUGCCUGUGAUUACACAGAGUGCAAUAUCUAGGUACAAUUAUUUUCGAUUUUGAAUUUGUACAUUGUUGGGGAUGAGUGUUAGGGUUGGACAGGUGUGGUAGAUAUACAUGAUUUGGUAUUUUCUUAAUUAUAAACAUUGCGUGGAUGGUAACAUUAACAUAUGAUUUUUGUUUGUUUACAUUUUUAAGAGUUUCAGGCAAUUUGCAUGAGUCAAUUUAUUUGAGUUUAAAAUUGGUUUUAUUUAUAUUUUCAGGUACCCCCGCCAGAAGGACGGAAGCACCGAGCCUCAGGAAUCUUUGCCGGUGGGGAAUGGGAGCUGCUUGUCCCAGUUAUUUGCAGUCGCAGGCUGCGCGCAACUUUUGAAUUUGAGUUGGGCCAGCGUUUCUGUUCGGAUCCCGCGCCGCCGUCAAUUUAGGUUUUAAUUUGCAAGAGGCUGCCAACCCGCCCAUGGGUCUCAUUGCCAGCCUUCAAAUGGUCCAAAUCGCAGUGGAUUCCCGCGCCGCCGUCUAAUUCCAAGGUCCAGGGAGUUGCUGCAUUUCAGCUGGAGUUCUUCAGUGCGUAGUGGAUUCCCGCGUCGCCGUCUUAUUCCAGGGUCCAGGGAGUUGCUUCACUUCGGUUGGAGUUCAUCGUGUGUCGGCGAGAGCGUCGUCAUUGCUUUGGAGUCACCAGGGUCGUCGCUUCUGUGGGUCGUCUCGCCAGGGAAAGGAGGCAUCUUGUGGACGCCGGGCCAAGAUGCUUUGCUUAGGGCCGACGCUCGUCCAAUUCGUCCAGGAUUUUUCAUUUUUGUCCGGUGGGAUUUGGGAAGGAAUGCAUUGCCUUGGAUUUAUAAAGAGCAUCGUCGGAGGGAUAUUGUCAGUAUGUCGUUGCUACCAAGAAAAGGUGGAAUUUAAGGGUCAAGAUUUUGACCUUUUGUCGGGUCAACAGCGCCGCACUUGGAAUUCGUGCCGAAAUCGUCGUUUUUCAUUUCGCCGAGUCGGGAAAUGGGAUGUUUUCAGUGUACUGUUGCUGCCGGGAAAAAAGUCGAAUUCAGGGGUCAUGCUUUUGGCCUUUUGCCAGGCCAGCAGCGCCGCGCUUAGGAUUCAGAAGGACGAGGGGGCAUCCUAG
Drosophila yakuba is the source of this 1188-nucleotide messenger RNA. RefSeq lists its product as uncharacterized. The record is from RefSeq and is a predicted model, not a curated record. NCBI's taxonomy places the organism in Eukaryota, Metazoa, Arthropoda, Insecta, Diptera, Drosophilidae. The coding region runs from base 817 to 1188 and encodes 123 amino acids. The transcript is spliced from 6 exons.